Messenger RNA from Penicillium pulvis, 1311 nucleotides. RefSeq names its product NUDIX hydrolase. NCBI's taxonomy places the organism in Eukaryota, Fungi, Ascomycota, Eurotiomycetes, Eurotiales, Aspergillaceae. The record is from RefSeq and is a predicted model, not a curated record. The transcript is spliced from 2 exons. Bases 1 to 1311 code for a protein of 436 amino acids. Gene Ontology annotation, molecular function: coenzyme A diphosphatase activity.
AUGGCCGCCUCUUCUCCACAGCCAGGGCUGUCUCAUCCCCUGCAUAACAUCUUGUUGGAGCUUCACCAACGCCCUUAUCCACACGUCCCCAAUCCACAAGGUUGCAAAAAACGCGCUUCUGUCGCCCUGAUUAUCCGAGUUCGCCCGACCUAUGAUCACUGGCCGACCUCGGCCUCAAUCGGUGACCCAUCCUUGUCGGUGGAGGAUCGACUAGACGAGUUUUUUGCCCAGCCGUGGGUCCAACAUGGUGACCCAGAGGUACUUUUUAUCAAACGCGCGACGCGAGUUGGCGACCGGUGGACUGGGCAUGUCGCGUUGCCCGGCGGAAAACGAGACCCAGAAGAUGAAGAUGAUUGCGCAGCGGCCAUCAGAGAAGCAUCAGAGGAAAUUGGGCUGGACCUGACCACAGAUGACUGUAUUAAUGUGGGGAACCUUCCUGAACGGGUGGUGACGACUAGCUGGGGGUCGCAACCACUGAUGGUUCUUUGUCCCUUUGUCUUUCUCACCACUCGAAGUGAUUCCCCGAACCUCAAGUUACAACCUACCGAGGUGGCAUCGACACAUUGGAUUCCCUUGAAAGCGCUCCUAUCAUCAUCACUCCGCACUGUGGAAUAUGUGGACAUGUCGCAACGAUUUGCUAGACAAGGCGGAUUUCUGACUCGGAUGGCUGUUCGAUCCCUGAUGGGAUUUAUGCAGUUUUCCGCUGUUCGACUGCUUCCCUCUGAAACCCAGCGGUGUACCUCGGUCCCUGGAUUUGUCCCUGACGAAAACAUCCAGCCUUCUUUGAUGCAAAGGGUAAAAUCAUGGUGUCUCAGCAACCAAGCAGACUCAGGUGAGGCGGAUCGUCCACUUUUGCUCUGGGGUCUUACCCUUGGCAUUCUGGCCGAUUUCUUGGAUAUGCUGCCUCCCAAUACGGCUGUGCAGAUGUGGAAGUAUCCGACUUUCACAGUGCCAGACCUCCGGCUGAUUGUGAGUAUUCUGACCUACAAUCUGCGAAAGCGUAAUUUGCAAAAGGUCAAAUCGGGCGUCCGCCCCAGUGACACUGCAUCGGAUGGUGAAACUGCUGCCCUGCCCGUUUCCCCAGAAGCUGCCAGCCAUGACCAUAAUGAAGUCGGAAUUGGUGGAUUAGGGGUAGGACGCUACUAUGGGCCUACUGACCGGGCUGUCGAUGGAACCUCCUACGCUGUGGGUAUCAUGUUACAAGGUUAUUAUGACCGGUUACGAGUGGCGAUCUACGUAUUUCUUGCCUGGCGGAUGGCUCUGGGGUCGGCGGCUGCAUUCGCUGCCUGGCGAUUUCUUCGCCGUCGUUGA